CGAGGUUGAGCAACUGUGUGUUUGUGACACUAUAUUCAUGCAGUAAAAUGGCAGAAGCCAGAAUUUUUCACGAUGAGUUCUUGUGUCCAGUUUGUCAGGAUCUCCUGAAGGAUCCAGUGACCAUCCAGUGUGGACACAGUUACUGUAAGAGCUGUAUUACAGACUGCUGGGAUCAGGAGGAUCAGAAGAGAGUCUACAGCUGUCCUCAGUGCAGACAGACCUUCAGUCCAAGACCUGAUUUAGCUACGAACACCAUGCUGGCUGAAGUGGUGGAGAAAGUGAAGAAUAGGAAACGUCCUGCUGACUGUUACGCUGGAGCUGGAGAUGUUCAGUGUGACGUCUGUACUGGAAGAAAAUACAAAGCCGUCAAAUCCUGUCUGAUGUGUCUGAACUCUUACUGUCAGAAUCACCUUGAACAACACGAGAGUUGGUUUAAAGGAAAGAGACACAAUUUGACUGAUGCCACUGGACAACUGCAGGAGAUGAUCUGCCAGAAACACAAGAAGAUCCUUGAGGUUUUCUGUCACACUGACCAAAAACUCAUAUGUAUGCUGUGUACGAUUGAUGGACAUAAAAACCACAACAUUGUAUCAGCUGUAGAACAGAGCACAGAGAAACAGCACCAGCUGAAGGAGACACAGAAUACGCUCCAGCAGAGAAUCCAGCAGAGAGAGAAAGAUCUCCAGCAGCUGAGAGAGACUGUGGAGUCUCAUAAGCGCUCUGCACAGACAGCAGUGGAGGACAGUGAGAAGAUCUUUACUGAGCUCAUCCGCUCUGUUAUGAGAGGCCAUUCUGAGCUGAUACGACUGAUCAGAGAUCAGGAAAAGACUGCAGUGAGUCGAGCUGAAGAACGACUGGAACGACUGGAGCAGGAGAUCAAUGAUCUGAGGAGGAGAGACGCUGAGCUGGAGCAGCUUUCACACACACAGGAUCACAUCCAGUUCCUGCAGAGUCUCCAGUCUCUCUCAGCACCUCCUGAAUCUAUAGACGGAAAUGAUGAUCUCUUCAAUUCUCUCUUCUCUUCUGAUGAUCUGAGAGAAUCUGUCCAUCAACUGAGAGACAAACUGGAGAAUUUCUGCAAAGAGCAGCUCAAGAAGAUCUCAGACAGAGUCACAAUCACCAACAUUGUUCCCAGAACCAGGAACGACUUCCUACAAUAUUUCCAUAAGCUCACUUUGGACCUGAACACAAUGAAUCAAUGGCUCCGUCUGUCUGAAAGAAAAAGAGCGAUUAUUCAAACAAAAAAAAAGCAACCGUAUCCUGAUCAUCCAGACAGAUUUGAUCACUGGUAUCAGGUGUUGUGUAGAGAGAGUGUGUGUGGACGCUGUUACUGGGAGCUGGAGUGGACUGGGACUCGUGUCUUUAUAUCAGUGUCAUAUAAGAGCAUCAGCAGGAAGGGACGGGGUGAUGAGUGUGGAUUUGGAUCUAAUGAUCAGUCCUGGAGUUUGAUCUGCUUUCCCUCCAGUUUCUCAUUCAGACACAAUAACAUAGAGACUGUUCUCCCUGUGAUUCCCAUCAGCAGUAGAAUAGGAGUGUUUGUGGAUCACAGAGCAGGAACUCUGUCCUUCUACAGCGUCUCUGACACAAUGACCCUCAUCCACACAGUCCAGACCACAUUCACUCAGCCGCUCUACCCUGGGUUUAAUGUUGUUAGGAGACAAUCAUCAGUGAAACUGUGUUGAUGAAUCAGAAUAGACUGACUAGAGAUUCUGGUGAAUCAGUAACAGUGAGAUAUUAUAGAGUCUCUUCUUUUCUCUUCAUGAUAUUAAUACUGCAGCUGAACUUCUGUGAGUAAAAUAACAUCAGAAUAAAUGUAUGCAAUACAUAUAGACAGUAA
Molecule: messenger RNA, 1837 nt
Organism: Carassius auratus (goldfish)
Lineage: Eukaryota; Metazoa; Chordata; Actinopteri; Cypriniformes; Cyprinidae
Product: tripartite motif-containing protein 16-like
Exons: 6
Coding region: 48-1682 (544 amino acids)
Molecular function (GO): protein binding; zinc ion binding
Source: RefSeq, a predicted model, not a curated record